GGGGAGGGGAGGGGAGGGGGAGGGGGCGCCGCGAUCGCGACGGCGGCGGCAGCGGAGCCAUGAAGACUCCGGCGGACGCAGGGUUCGCGUUCCCCGAGUGGGCGUACAAGGCGGAGUCGAGCCCCGGCUCGCGGCAGAUCCAGCUGUGGCACUUCAUCCUGGAGCUGCUGCGGCAGGAGCAGUACCGGGAGGUCAUCGCCUGGCAGGGCGACUACGGCGAGUUCGUCAUCAAGGACCCCGACGAGGUGGCCCGGCUGUGGGGGGUGCGCAAGUGCAAACCCCACAUGAACUACGACAAGCUCAGCCGCGCCCUCAGGUAUUACUACAACAAGCGGAUCCUGCACAAGACCAAGGGCAAAAGAUUCACCUACAAAUUCAACUUCAACAAACUCGUCCUGGUCAACUACCCCUGCCUGCACCUGGGGCUCGCAGGCCCCCCGCUGCCGCAGAGCGCCCCCGCUGCCCUCGGGGGGUCCCACUCCGCUUCCCGCCCCUGGGCGGCCCUCCCCCUCCGAGGGGGCUCGGGGGGCUCUCUGGGGGCUCUCGGGGGCUCCCACUUCUCCUUCUCGGCCGAGGACCUGCAGCGGCUGGCGGCGCAGACCCGCAGCGUGCUCAGCUACCACCUGAGCCCCCGCGCCUUCCUGCCCUGCCCCCGCCUUCCUCCUGCCCCCCGCGCCCCCGGGAGACCCCCGCGCCCCCGCGCCCUUCCCCUUCAAGCUGCAGCCCCCGCCCGACGCAGGCAGCGCCACGGGGGAGGGGCGCCUUCAUCAUCGUCAUCAUCAUCGUCAUCAUCGACGCACACCCGGGGGCGCGGAGGGGCCCCCUGCCUCCCAGCCCCCCACAUCAAGGUGGAGGCGGUGUCGGAGGAGGAGGAGACGGUGGAGCAACGACCAAUCAGCGGCCGCGGGGCGUUGCUAAGCGAUAGCCAAUCAGCUUUGGAGACUUUGCGGGCGUUGCUAAGCGACAGCCAAUCAGCUUUACAGGCCGUGUGA
Myiozetetes cayanensis is the source of this 992-nucleotide messenger RNA. Its product is annotated as ETS domain-containing transcription factor ERF-like. Gene Ontology annotation, cellular component: nucleus. The record is from RefSeq and is a predicted model, not a curated record. Lineage: Eukaryota; Metazoa; Chordata; Aves; Passeriformes; Tyrannidae. Gene Ontology annotation, molecular function: DNA-binding transcription factor activity, RNA polymerase II-specific; sequence-specific DNA binding. Gene Ontology annotation, biological process: cell differentiation; regulation of transcription by RNA polymerase II.